Dendronephthya gigantea is the source of this 2182-nucleotide messenger RNA. RefSeq lists its product as uncharacterized. Lineage: Eukaryota; Metazoa; Cnidaria; Anthozoa; Malacalcyonacea; Nephtheidae. Gene Ontology annotation, cellular component: CD95 death-inducing signaling complex; cytoplasm. The coding region runs from base 484 to 1398 and encodes 304 amino acids. Gene Ontology annotation, biological process: TRAIL-activated apoptotic signaling pathway; positive regulation of extrinsic apoptotic signaling pathway. Gene Ontology annotation, molecular function: death receptor binding; caspase binding. The record is from RefSeq and is a predicted model, not a curated record. The transcript has 8 exons.
UGAAAAGCAGGCAUUAAGAGAUCUGUUUCCUGUUGUAAAGAGCUUUAGAAGAAACUGCACGGGAAUGCCAGAGAAUAGGAAAGAUACUACAGAGUUAAUCCAUAAGUAUUUCCCACCGGAAAUCAUGCAGUCAGGUGUAUGUAUAUAUAACACUGGGUGAUAUAACAUUGCGCAAGGAAAAAGCGAGAGAUAUGAAAAACCAAGAGUGUCUACAGAAGUUGUUUCCAGAACAAUAGGAAAUAGAAGUUUUGCUAUACUUGUCGGUCUAAUUACGAUACUAUCCAUACGACUGGAUUAGAAUCAUUGGUGAAUCCGUGAAUGAUUAUGUGAACUAAUGUUGUGACAAUAAUAAGAUAUCCAGAACGCGGAAGUGAGUGUAUAGGCUAUAUAUAUGUAGACCAUAUAGCUCGAAGAAAUAUCGCCUAUUAAAAAACAUGCAACGAUAAACAUUCAUCAAGACAAGACAAUUACAACCAGAGGAUAAUGGCUGAGCCUGAGGGAAUAUGUACCUGCUGCAAAGGCAAGACAACAGACAUGCCGUCAAUCUUAUUCAUCGUUGCGCAAAAAAUCAGCACCGACUGGAAACAUUUGGGAAGAAAGUUGGGACUCAACGAAUGCGAGAUCAAUGCGAUAGAGGCUGAUAAUAAUAGCACGUGCGAAAAAGCUUAUCAAGUUUUGAACAAAUGGUUUGAAAAAAAUGGUGAAGCUGUUGCCACAAAAGUAGCAUUAUGCAAAGCUCUACAUGGAAUUGGAAAGACGUCUAUUGCGGAUAUCUUUUGUGAUCAUAAGCGUCAUGAAAAUUACAAACAGCAGGAUGAGCAAAAAUCGGGACAUUGUAAUGGAAUCAUUCAGCAACAAUCAACAACUAGUACGGAUGUUCUUCAAAUGUACGUGGAUCAACUCAGAUGGCUGGAUGAACUAGUCCAGAAGAUAGACACUGAGGCACUGAAAACGUUUUGUGAAAGAAGACAUAAAGAAAUUUUAGAAGAAAUGAUAUCGAUUCUGAAUGAGAGAAAAAGCCAACCACAGUCGACAAAUUCGAAGAAGCAACGUCCCUUAUCUUCAUUUUUGCCGCGAUGUUCAAGUGAAGUUCACCUGCAGCCAAGGUUUUACACCUUCAGCGAAGGACAGAGUAAGGACGACUUUCCAGAGAUGCAAUUUAUUCUGUGUUGUGAAAACUGUGUUAAUCGCUUAAGAUUCGAACUGGAAAAGCCUUUAACUAAAAAAGAAAGUUUAAAGGACGAGACCCCAUCACAUAGACUGCGUUGUUACGCUAUGUGUUCCCAAUGCUGUGCAUAUUUUGUACAUGCAAAACUUCAGGAUUCAAAAACAAAGCCAAGCUCUGAAGAAACCAAGGACAACAACAGCAGUGAUGAAAAUAAUAAUACAAAGUUAUAAAAUGCUUUGAUACAUCCAUAAACUGUAGCUCACUAGCUCCUGUGCUUGAAUCACAAAAAGAAUCAAUGAAAAUAAUUAGAAUUGCAGAUAGGGUAUUAUUGUAGAUAGUUGAGAUGUAUAGAUGCGAGAUUUUUAAAUUAAUUUUUAUACUUAUUGAAGGAAACAUGUAAUAUAUGUAGUAUAUACACAUAUAAAGUAUAUAUGAAUUUCGAUAGAGGUUAAAUGUAUAAUAUUGUAUUUAUUGAUGGACAUAUAUCUUAUUUUUCUAGUAAUUCUAAGUUAUUAGGAAUCAUAAUGUGUAAGAAGUCCUGCGGCAUAGUAAGAGUAUAUAAAAUCAUCGCGAUGCUUGAAGUCAUGAAGAAGUGUCCUACUUUAUUAUGUGAUAUUUUACAGGUUUCUGCUACUUUGUCUGAGUAGGAAAUCUAAGACAGGCAAAUAGACCAAUAUCUAUCAAGUUUUACAUCACUCAAGUGGUGGAAACCUUUGCGAGCGAUGGACGCUAUUGGAACAAAACAUGCAAACAUAAUUUGCAAUUUGUAUAAGUUGCAUUUUGUGUCAGAAACGAACAUUUGAGGCAACGAAUAGAACAGUUCCAAAAAGAAACACAGGAUAUUGUAGUGUUGACAAAUCAUAGCUUUUUAAAUUAGUGCCAUCAAAAUGCCGAAAUAUUAGUUGAUGUAUACUAUAUAUGUAUUGGCAGGAUAAUAAUGUAGCAAUAUACAGCGAUAUUUGCUCUACAGUUUGUACCGAUUUUGACGGCAUAGAUUAAUAAAAGUUAAUUAUA